Messenger RNA from Pestalotiopsis fici W106-1, 2511 nucleotides. RefSeq lists its product as uncharacterized. Gene Ontology annotation, molecular function: beta-glucosidase activity. The record is from RefSeq and is a predicted model, not a curated record. Bases 1 to 2511 code for a protein of 836 amino acids. Gene Ontology annotation, biological process: glucan catabolic process. NCBI's taxonomy places the organism in Eukaryota, Fungi, Ascomycota, Sordariomycetes, Amphisphaeriales, Sporocadaceae. The transcript is spliced from 3 exons.
AUGGAGGGAGGAGUGGACACCAAGGCCAUCCUCGAUAAGCUCACUAUCGAAGAAAAGAUUUCACUUCUUGCCGGCGCCAAUAUAUGGGAGUCUGUCGCCAUUCCCGCCAAGGGCGUGCCCGCGUUCAAGACGUCUGAUGGCCCCAAUGGCGCGCGGGGCGCCAAGUUUGGCGACGGCUUGACCUCUGCUUGCUUUCCGGCGGCAUGCUGCAUCGCGGCGACAUUUGAGCCCGAGCUAGCUCUGCGCGUAGGGAGGGCGCUCGCGAACGAGACCAAGUCCAAGGGCGCCCGCUGUCUCCUGGGCCCUACCAUGUGUAUACAGCGGCACCCUCUGGGCGGGCGCAAUUUCGAGAGCUUUUCCGAAGAUGCCUUCUUGACUGGAAAAAUGGCUAUUGCCAUGGUAAAGGGCAUACAGAGCCAGGGUGUGUCGGCAACGGUCAAACAUUUUGUUGCCAAUGAGCAGGAGACGUGUCGCCUCACUGUCGAUACGAUAGUGAGCGAGCGCGCACUGCGUGAGAUAUAUCUGCGCCCGUUCGAGAUGGCAAUCAAAGAGGCAAACCCUUGGGCAGUCAUGACCUCCUACAAUCUCGUCAAUGGAGAACAUGCAGACUCCAAUGCCUUGUUGUUGAAGCAGGUGCUCAGGGGCGAAUGGGGCUGGGAUGGACUGGUCAUGAGCGACUGGGGCGGCACCAAUUCGACCGCUGCUGCACUCAUUGCUGGCUUAGACCUAGAGAUGCCAGGCCCUACCCGAUGGAGACAGCCGGAAGUGGUGAUGGAGGCGUUGGAAUUGGGUGCACUGUCGGAGCAGGUCAUCAACGACCGGGCUCUCCAUGUCUUGGACUUUGCCAAGCGCCUGGGAUGCUUUGAAGAUUCUACCAUUGCAGAGGAAAAGUCUAUUGAUCGAGCAGAAGAUCGAGCCCUUAUCAGAGAAGCAGCAUCAAAAGGAAUUGUUCUGCUCAAGAAUAAGGAUAACACCCUGCCUUUGACCAAGGAAAAGUUACUGGGCAAAAAGGUCGCCCUCUUGGGAUACGCCAAGAUGGGCUUGGCUCAUGGUGGCGGAAGUGCAUCUGUAAAUGCGCAUUAUCGGGUGACUCCUUGGGAUGCUUUUCAGAGGGAACUUGGUGACGUUGUCGAGUUCUCAUUUGCAAAAGGCGCUCAUACCAUGCGUAACCUGCCGCCCAUUACCGAGAACAUCACCGACAAUCAGGGCGGAAGCGGCUUUACCUGGAGACUAUACCAUCCCGGCACGACUGAGCCAGUCCAGGUGGUACAUGGUCACAAGCUCUCCGAGGUAGAUGCCCUCGACAGUCAGCACAUACCCAACAUGGAGGUGAUCCUCGAGGCUACCUAUACCGCCACGGAAACCGGGCCUUGCUACCUGACCUGCUCGGGACUCGGCCCCAGCACUCUGGCCAUCGAUGACAGGAUCGUCUUUGAACAGACUGAGAACUGCAACGACGGCAUGGCCUUUAUUUUUGGUGGCGUACCCGCGGUUGAAUCCGUAGUCGAGCUCAUAGCUGGCCAACAAUAUCGAAUCCGUAUACACACCAAGCCUCCAGUAAAGAUACCCGGUGUCGACCUUGGCAUUCUCGAGGGCAAGAUUGGUGUUCGGGUCGGCCAUAUGCUGGCUAGCGAACACGACAAGGAUCUCCUCACCGAAGCCGUCAAGCUGGCCAAGGCUACCGAUACCGCAAUUGUCUUUACAGGGCACGAGCCUUCGUGGGAGACCGAGGGACAGGAUCAGCUGUCCUUUCACCUGCCAAAGGAUGGCAGCCAGGACCGUCUGGUUUGCGCAAUCGCGGCCGCAAAUCCAAACACCAUUGUGGUCAAUUCGACGGGUGUGCCCGUGGCCAUGCCUUGGCUCGAGGAUAUCAAAGGCCUCGUGCAGACAUGGUAUCCUGGCCAGGAAGCCGGCAACUCCAUUUUCGACGUACUCACUGGCACUCAAAACCCCGAAGGUCACCUCCCUUGCACCUUUUCCAAGAGACUCGAAGAUUGCCCUGCUUUUGGUAACUUUCCCGGCGAGUACGAUGAAAAUCGUCAGCUUACAGUCGAGUACUCUGAGGGUGUUUUUGUCGGGUACCGUCAUUUCGAUCGCCUACCAAGGGACAAGAUUAAUUUCCCGUUUGGAUUUGGGCUGAGCUACACCGAAUUCACGUUCUCAGAUUUCAGUGUCAAGGAAUCGAGCAAGGGAUUUGUGGCGACUGUGAACGUGACGAACACUCUCAGCAGGGCUGGUGGCAUCGCAGUGCAAAUUUACGUCGGCAAAGUCGGUAACCCUUCGACUGACCCCAUCAAGACGCUGGUGGCUUUUAAAAAGGUUACUAUGCAGCCGAAUGAAAUGGUAAGGGUGGACAUGCCAAUCACCAAGCAAAGCUUCUCAGGCUUUGAUGAGGAAACUCGCAGAUGGAUUGUUAGGGGAGGAGAUUACAAGUUUGGUGUUAGCAAAUCAGCGGCAGACCCAGUCUUGGAUCAAAUCAUCUACAUUGAGCCGCAGAUAUUUGCGCUAUAG